AUGGCCACUGUUACUACAGGCGACCUAAUUCUCGGCAAAACAGCGACUCUGGUCGCAGGCCAUGUCGCCGUCACCGACGAUGCCCGACUCGACUCGUGCUGCCUGCUCGCCAGUCGCCUGCCGCGCCGAAUUAUCCACGAAAGUGGGUUUACUCCUGAAGACCACAAGCAAUAUCGACCGGUGGUCUACAGCAAUACGAUACAGUCCUUGGUGGCCAUUCUCCGGGCGAUGCCAAACCUCGGAAUUAGUUAUGGUAACAACGAGCGAGAGAUUGACGGUAAAAUGGUCUUUGAUGUAAUUCAGAGGAUGGAAGACACGGAACCUUUCUCAGAAGAACUUUUAGCAGCGAUGAAACGAUUAUGGACUGAUUCUGGGGUUCAAGAGUGUUUCGGUCGUUCCAACGAGUACCAGCUCAACGAUUCCGCCAAAUAUUUCUUAGAUGAUCUAGAUCGGCUAGGAGCCAAAGACUAUCAACCCACUGAACAAGACAUCCUACGAACAAGAGUUAAAACUACGGGGAUAGUGGAAGUACAUUUUUCAUUUAAAAACCUUAAUUUUAAAUUAUUUGAUGUUGGUGGACAAAGAUCGGAGAGAAAGAAAUGGAUUCACUGUUUUGAAGACGUAACCGCGAUUAUUUUCUGUGUGGCUAUGAGUGAAUAUGACCAAGUGUUACACGAGGAUGAAACGACGAAUCGGAUGCAAGAAAGUUUAAAAUUAUUCGACUCUAUUUGUAAUAAUAAAUGGUUUACUGACACAUCCAUUAUUCUUUUCCUCAAUAAAAAAGAUUUAUUUGAAGAAAAAAUUAGGAAAUCGCCUUUGACGAUAUGUUUUCCUGAAUAUGCUGGUGCACAAGAAUAUGGUGAGGCUGCAGCAUAUAUACAAGCACAAUUUGAAGCGAAGAACAAAUCUACAACCAAAGAAAUAUACUGCCAUAUGACUUGUGCCACUGACACACAUAAUAUUCAGUUCGUAUUUGAUGCAGUCACCGACGUUAUCAUAGCUAAUAAUCUUCGCAACUGCGGCCUCUACUGAAAAACUUGUAAUUAUUAUUCCUUUCCUCACAAUAAAGACUUUAGUACAUGGUCGAGCCAAAAAAGAAACGAUAAGCUGAUGUAUUUCUUGAAAUAUUUUGAUUUUUCCAACUAUUUAAAAAUACAUAAUUUUUCAUAAUUUAUUUGUUGGAAAUAUCAAAAUGUGUUUUAAAAAAGGAACUGUACCAAAGUUGAGUGAGAUGUUGAAAUGUGUUCUUUUUGUUACAUAAAUUUAAUAAGUUAAAUAAUUAAAAUAGAUAUGUAAAAAUCAAUAAACAGUAGCUUUAUUGUGCUUGAUAAUACAGUACAUCUUAAAGGUAAUAAAAAUAUUGAAAUAUCAAAGUUCAAGCAGGUUAUUUUUUUUUACUAAAUAAUUGCACAAUAUUUGAUUAUAUCAGAUGCACAUUAUAUUACAGCCCAAAAUUCAACAUUGAAGAAAUAGAGAAUGCACAAAUUUUUUGAUAAUUUCCAUCAAAAUAAAUUUACUUCCAAUAUGGAAAUAAUGAUUUUAAGGGAAAUGAUUUAUUUAAUGUAAAUUUUUGUGUAUAAAAUUGUGCCAUUAGAGAGAUUGCAUUUAUUGACGUAUUAUUAGCUUUUUUGUAAGUUACUAUUUGUUUCAUUUAGAAUAUUUUUGUAAGUUUAAAUAAUGUUAUUUAUGUUUAUAUAAUUUUAACAAAACUAACUUUAUACUAUAAUAGAAUUUAGUUACCAAAUAUUUCUACCAAUAAGUAUCUAUGUGUUUGAAAGAGAACCAAAAUUACUUCUUUCAGCUCAAGUAGCUAUCAAGUAUAAACUAAUUUUAAGUAAAGAAUGAAAAUAUUUUAUUUAUAUGUACCUAAUUACAAUGCCUAUUUAUAUGUAAUUAUUUUUUUUACAUUGCUGUAUAAUAACAAAAUUCUGUGUUUUGUUGUUAUAAGGUAUGACAAAGAUAUUUACAAAUCAGGAAACUAAGGACCUUUAUAAUAGAUACAAAUAUAAUAAUUAAAAUAUACAUUUAAUGUGUACAUAUAAUUAUAUGGCGCUUUACAUUAAAAACAAGUAGCUUCAGUACCAUUUUGUAGUGUAGUUUAUGCAUUUAAUUUCAAAUCAUUGUAAUUAAAACAUGCAUUUUUAAUUGAUACAUUCCUAAAAUAUUUUGUAUCUGCCUCAUAUCUUUUAUUAUUUACAAAUACAAAAUGAGUAUCUAAGAAAGCAUAAAUUUGAUUUAGAGGUAACGAUCACUGGAAUACAAUCAUCCAUUAAAAAAAAAUUGUACUUGACGUAUUUUAUAUGAUAAAAA
Messenger RNA from Anoplophora glabripennis (Asian longhorned beetle), 2310 nucleotides. RefSeq names its product guanine nucleotide-binding protein G(o) subunit alpha. The transcript is spliced from 7 exons. Lineage: Eukaryota; Metazoa; Arthropoda; Insecta; Coleoptera; Cerambycidae. The record is from RefSeq and is a predicted model, not a curated record. Gene Ontology annotation, cellular component: heterotrimeric G-protein complex. Gene Ontology annotation, biological process: adenylate cyclase-modulating G protein-coupled receptor signaling pathway. Gene Ontology annotation, molecular function: G protein-coupled receptor binding; GTPase activity; GTP binding. Bases 1 to 1032 code for a protein of 343 amino acids.